AUGCUUGGUUCUGUGUUUCUCUUCCUCUGCUGGCUGAUGCUGCAACCAGCUGCUGGGGAACUAGAUUAUACCUCUCAGGGAGAGGGCACGCAGCUGCAGGGUGACUACUCCUUUGCCGGACUGUUUCCUCUUCACUACACUGAGGUUCUGACUAACGACCGGCCUGCUUUGGGUCCAUGUGAUCAAGGCAGAUCCAACAAACAUGCGUUUCAUUUGAUGCAAGCCAUGAGAUUUGCUGUGGAAGAAAUCAACAACGACACAGGUCCACAGCCUCUUUUACCGGGAGUGAAGCUGGGCUACCAGAUGUAUGACAUCUGUACUGACCCGGCCAGCGUCUUGGCCACACUGGACCUACUGGAACAGCAGCAACUAAACUCCAGCAGCAUUCAAAAAGCAGUGGGUGUGAUCGGGCCGGACAGCAGCAGCAAGACUUUUACCCCUGCUGCUUUACUGGGGGCAUAUCUGAUUCCACAGAUUUCUUAUGAGGCAUCAAAUGAAAUGCUGAGCAACAAGCUCCUCUAUCCAGCGUUCUUUCGCACCAUUCCCAGUGACAAGAACCAGGUGGCAGCCAUGAUCCAGCUCCUGGUUCAGUUCAACUGGAUGUGGAUUGCCCUCUUGGGCAGUGACAAUGAUUAUGGCCUGCAGGGCAUGCAGAGCCUGUCGGAGCAAGCGCCACAUCAUGGCAUCUGCAUCCCCUACCAGGGAAUCAUCCCUACAGCCACUGAGGACACAGUUAAGACCAUGAGGAACAUGGUGGAUAACAUACUGAAAACAAAAGUGAACACUAUUGUUGUGUUUUCCAGCAAGACAAAAUUCCACGACUUCCUCCCAUUUGUUCUGGAGAGAAACAUCACAGAUAAGGUGUGGAUUGGGACAGAGGAUUGGUCACCGUCGACUCUCAUAUCUCAGAUUCCUGGUAUUCAAACCAUCGGCACUGUGAUCGGAGUGGCAGUCAAGGCUGCAGCCAUUCCUGGGUUUAAGGAUUUUGAAAGAAAGGCUGUCGAUGCUUCAGCGCAACACAUCAACAACUCCAGUGUUUCCAUCAGCAGUGGCAGCAACUGUCUGCAGAGCACAGACUUAUACAGCUUGGCCUUAAAUAACUUCACCAUGGAUGAAUACGACACCACCUCCUCCUUCAAUGUUUAUAAGGCAGUGUAUGCUCUGGCUCAUGCUCUGCAUGAAACACUUGGCUGCGAUGCUGGAGGGUGCAACAAGAGAAGUGUGCAUCCAUACGAGCUUCUGCCCUUGCUCAGUCAGGUUCGAUUUUCUCUCUACAACUCCUCUGUGUACUUUGACGUGAACGGCGACCCUCCUACAGGAUAUGAUAUUGUGUCUUGGAUUUGGAGGGGGACGGAGUGGUCUCUCCGAGUGGUGGGCACCUUCACACCAGACCCCAUCACCCUCACGGUGGAUCCUGAGCUGAUUGAGUGGCACGGCAAAGAGAACUCAUCAGUGCCCGAGUCCUUCUGCUCUCCACCGUGCCCAGAAGGCUACAAGAAGCUGCUGACGGGGCAACAUGCAUGCUGCUUCGACUGCCAGCCCUGUCCUUCUGCCACAUUCCUCAAUAAAAGUGAACCAACAGAAUGCCAGCCGUGUCUCCCGGAGCAGUGGGCCCCCCCAACCAGUGACGAGUGUCUGAACAGGACCGUGCUGCUGCUGGACUGGGACAACCCCCUCUCCACUGCCCUGCUCUUCUUUCUGGGCUCCUGCCUUCUCCUGACCUCCAGCACCGCCGUCAUCCUUCUGCUCAACCUGAACACACCGGUGGCCAAGUCAGCCGGAGGCCGCACCUGCCUCCUGAUGCUGGCAGCCCUGACAGUCGCUGCCUUGAGCACUUUGUGCCACUUCGGCCGGCCCACUCCGCUGGCCUGCAUCCUCAAGCAGCCUCUUUUCACCAUCAGCUUCUCCGUGUGCCUGGCCUGCAUUGCCGUGCGCGCCCUUCAGGUGGUUUGCAUUUUCAAGUUUUCAUCCAAGCUGCCGCCAGCUUAUGAGAGGUGGAUAAAAAAGAGUGGUCCUGAGAUCACCAUCUUUCUGGUGUCGGCCACCAUCCUGCUCAUUUCUGUGGUCCGUGUGUCCUUGGACACGCCGCGGCCUUCCCAGGAUCUUCACUUCUACCCUGACAAGAUAGUGUUAGAGUGCAGCAAAACCCUCUCCGUGGGCUCGGGCGCUGAACUUGCAUACGUCUCUCUGCUCAGUGUCCUCUGCUUUUCUUUCAGUUACAUGGGUAAAGACUUGCCGGCUAACUACAACGAAGCCAAGUGUGUGACGUUCAGCCUCUUGGUGUACAUGAUCUCCUGGAUCAGCUUCUUCACCCUCUACCUCAUCAACAGGGAAACGUUCACCAUGGCCGCGCAGGUGUUCGCCACGCUCUUCAGCGUUCUGGCCUUCCUCGCCGGGUACUUCCUGCCCAAAAUGUACAUUAUUGUCCUGAGGCCUCAAAUGAACACCACUGCUCAUUUCCAGAACUGCAUUCAAAUGUACACCAUGAACAGAGAGUGA
Molecule: messenger RNA, 2499 nt
Organism: Nematolebias whitei (Rio pearlfish)
Lineage: Eukaryota; Metazoa; Chordata; Actinopteri; Cyprinodontiformes; Rivulidae
Product: taste receptor type 1 member 1
Exons: 6
Coding region: 1-2499 (832 amino acids)
Biological process (GO): G protein-coupled receptor signaling pathway
Cellular component (GO): membrane
Molecular function (GO): G protein-coupled receptor activity
Source: RefSeq, a predicted model, not a curated record